Cyclospora cayetanensis is the source of this 1635-nucleotide messenger RNA. RefSeq lists its product as uncharacterized. Gene Ontology annotation, molecular function: mRNA binding. NCBI's taxonomy places the organism in Eukaryota, Apicomplexa, Conoidasida, Eucoccidiorida, Eimeriidae. Gene Ontology annotation, cellular component: cytoplasm; nucleus. The transcript has 3 exons. Gene Ontology annotation, biological process: regulation of gene expression. Bases 1 to 1635 code for a protein of 544 amino acids. The record is from RefSeq and is a predicted model, not a curated record.
AUGGGAGACAUAGCUCCGGCGCCAGAGCCCCGAACCUUGAUAGAAGGUAGCGGCAGUGGUUCUGAGUCUACCCACCAGCAACCGCAAGAAGAAUCGGCCUCCACGAGCCAGCCAGCUGUCACUUCCUCUACUUUGCCCCUAAACCCGCGCAAGGCCCUUCCUCUGGCCGUCCUUGGCUCCCCCUCUGGCGAAGAAGGAAACUGCUACUGCAAAAUCCUGGUAACAAACCAACUGGCAGGGAUAAUCAUUGGACAGGCAGGCCAUGAAAUUCGCACCCUGAAGAACAUCACUGGCGCUAAAAUUGUUCUUUCACCACACGGCAUGUACUUCCCGGGAACGACGGAGCGCAUUGCAGCAGUAGAGGGGCCAGAGCAGGCAGUCUUUCACGUCUUAGAUUGGAUCCUGGAGAAGAUGGCUGCAGUGGAAGCCCUCUCUGUUUUCCCCGACACUGCAGCCUCGCAACCCACUGUACCCCCCCCGCUCCCCUACGCACACAAUAGCCACCUGCAGCAGCAGCAGCAGCCGCAGCUGCUGCCGCUCUGGGCUCCACGCUCAUCCUCAGUGCGCAUCUGCGUUCCGCGAGCAGUAGUGGGCUCCCUGAUCGGCAAGAACGGCGGCUACAUUCAGUCUCUGCGAGUGGCUACGGGGGCGUCCAUCAACAUUUCUCCCCUCUUCGUAACUGCGGAGGAGGCGUGCGCCGAGAGAAUCGUCUCAGUCGAGUCUAGGAGGCGUCCAAGUCUCAAGACAGCAGCCUUCACGCUCAUCAGGAAGAUCAACGAGCACCCCGAGCGUUCCUCGUGCAGACACGUUUGCUACUUCAGGAAGCAUUCCUUUGACUCCCCCCUUGCGGAGCCGCUUGCGGCUUCAGCUGCCGCAGCGGCAAGCGGCGCAGCCAAACCCUUGAGCGACUUCAAGUUCGUGCGCCAGCAGCAUCAGCACGACGAACAGCUCCAGCAGCUGCAGCGGCAACUCGAACAACACCAAUCAGAAGCCAGCCGCAGAAGAACUGUCUCGCUGGUCAUGGGUUCUGCCAGGCCGUCUGCGCUCUUGAACAUGAAGGAUUUAGUCGUUCUCGACGGCACCAACAACUGCGGCAACAGCUCAGCUCAAAGUAGUAGUGGCAUUGGAACGGCUUCAGGAGCGGAAGAGCACUUCGCUUCCGCCUUCAAACGCUUCUGCGAGGCGAGAGCUGCAACAACAAAGCCAGAAGAGGCCUGCGCACCAGCUGUACGGACAGCAGCGAGACUUGUUCAAAUGCCGUCGGCGCCUGGUUCAGCUUCCGCACCUGGCCAGAAAGCCUCCACCCAUCUCGGCAGCGCACUGCGCACAGUGACUGUUCAAGUGACAGCAGCAACUGCGGAAGCUGCAGAAGCUGCUGCAGCGGCUGCGGGCAAGGGGGGGGGUUCUCCGUGGGAUCUUUCAAGGUGCAGCACUGCCAUUGGCAGCUCGGACCGGCUUCCCCCCAUCACAGAAGACAUCAGCACCGGCACCACCCCAGUAACCAAUGGAAAGGACCCUACCCAGCAUCAGGAGCUACAGCAGCCGCGACAGCAGCACCACCAGCCCAGCUUUGCCAUCCUAUUCCUUAUCGCAGCACUGCUGGCAGCUAUUCUGCGUGUCGUUUUUCGUUCCUGA